CUACUUGCUUCCGGAUGUUAUGCUACGAUGCAGGUUCGUCACCAUGCGUUAUUUUCGCUCUGGGCAUUCUCUGCAAGGUACGAGGCUAGAUCAGCCAGUACGAGAAGCCGACGCGUACGUGGUUCCUUUGUUUGCCGGUUCUCCGGUUGAGCACAUAGCCAACGCCCGCAGUGGGCCGCGGAAAUGCAUCCUUCAUUGGCUGCCAUGCCUUCUACAAGGCCUUUUCACUGCCAGAAACAAGCUUUUUACCAAGCAAAUGACAAGCUUUUCGGACUGGGUUCUGCCUGGGCUGCAUGUUCGAUUUUUGCUGCAUUGCCGGUGUGUCUGUGAGCGACAACGGACGUAAUGUGUCGUCAUGCGCAUGAACGCUGUCUACGUGUACCGUCAAACACUCGUAUAAAAUGGAAUACUCUGCUUGAUACAUGCAAACCUUGCACCAAUUCCAACUUGUACUAACAUAACCACCUUUUUCGAACAUCCAUCACCAUGGCCGGACUCGCUAGACACGUCGAUACCGAUGAGCUCCUCGAGACUCUGAAGGACCACCCCAUGCACAAGGCUGGAGGCCACAAAGCUUCGAGUCGAGCGACAUCACACAUCACACCUUACUCAAGUCGCUAUGCCGCUGGCACGGAGCUGUCGAAAUUCAAAAUUCCCCAGGAUGGAGCUCCGGCGGACGUUGUCCAUCAGUUGCUCAAGGAUGAGCUUGAUCUGGACGGACGCCCAAGCUUGAACUUGGCGUCUUUCGUCGGAACAUACAUGGAGAAGGAAGCCGAGCAGCUCAUGAUCGAGAACUUGUCGAAGAACAUGUCGGACGCCGACGAGUACCCCGCAAUGAUGGAUAUGCACGCACGGUGUGUUUCCAUCAUUGCUAACAUGUGGGGAGCACAGAAGGGCGAGAAGGCCAUCGGAUCAGCGACUACUGGUUCGAGUGAGGCUAUUCAUUUGGGUGGACUCGCAAUGAAGCGUCGUUGGCAAGAGAAGAGGAGGGCAGAGGGCAAGGAUACUUCGAACCCCAAUAUCAUCAUGGGCGCAAACGCACAAGUCGCGCUGGAGAAGUUUGCAAGGUACUUUGAGGUCGAGUCACGUAUCUUGCCCGUAAGCGAAGAGUCUUCCUACCGUCUGGAUCCAAAGCUGGUGAAAGACAACAUUGACGAGAACACUAUCGGUGUGUUUGUCAUCCUCGGUUCCACAUACACCGGACAUUACGAGCCUGUUGAAGAGAUCUCCGAUAUCCUAGACGCUUUCGAGAAGGAGACUGGUAACGACAUUCCUAUCCACGUGGACGCAGCAUCCGGAGGCUUCAUCGCCCCCUUCACCCACGCAAAGGCUGGCAAGAAGUGGAACUUCGAACUACCGCGAGUCAAGUCCAUCAACACCAGUGGACACAAGUUUGGUCUUGUCUAUGCCGGUGUUGGCUGGAUCAUUUGGCGAGACGAGAGCUACCUUCCCAAGCACUUGAUCUUCGAGCUCCACUACUUGGGUGGAACAGAGGAGUCAUACACUCUGAACUUCUCCCGUCCAGGAGCUCAGAUUAUCGCGCAAUACUACAACUUGAUCCAUCUGGGAUUCUCUGGAUACCGCGCCAUCAUGGAAAACAUGUUGGCCAACGCACGGCUGCUCAGCAGGGCGCUGGAGCACACUGGCUGGUACCGUUGCGUCAGCGACAUUCACCGCAAGAAGGGCGACUUCAAGUACGAAAAGGGCAAGAAGCAAUUCGACUCCGGCGACACAAGCGCAGACUACAACGCGGGUCUCCCCGUCGUAGCCUUCACCCUCACCGACGAAUUCCACAAAGACUUCCCGCACGUCAAGCAAGAAGCCGUCAGCAACCUACUCCGCGCCAAGCAAUACAUCAUCCCCAACUACCCCCUCCCGCCCGGUGAAGAGAAAACCGAGAUCCUCAGAGUGGUCGUCAGAGAGAGUCUGUCCCUCGAUAUGAUUGAUAGACUCGUCACUGACAUCUGUGGCGUCACCGAGAUGCUGAUGAAGACGGAUGCGGUCGACCUUGCAGCGUUCCAGCCUGGCACUAGCCCCAGCAUCGAGAAGCAGCAUGCUAACAAGGGAUUGAGGAAGGAGCAUAAGCACAAGGCGCAGAGGCCAAGCUCGGAUGGCGUGUAUCGGACUGUUUGUUAGAUGGAUCUCGCGAUCGGAGAUGUGGCAGACGCGGGCUUUGCGGAUGGCGUGGCGGAGAGAUGGGACGAUGAUCAGGCCAUGAUGGAAGGGAGGCUAGUAAGGCGUUCGUGGCUGUUGGAGGGGAUGGGUUGAGUGUCUGCGGUGGAGUAAUGAAUACGUAUUGAUGAGACUAUCAAACACGAUUACCCAUAUUUGAUGUAAUGAGCAUCUUCUCGUCACUCUGAUGUCGUUUGCUUGAGCAUUGUCUUCUCU
This is a messenger RNA of Alternaria rosae, 2388 nucleotides long. Its product is annotated as pyridoxal phosphate-dependent transferase. Lineage: Eukaryota; Fungi; Ascomycota; Dothideomycetes; Pleosporales; Pleosporaceae. The coding region runs from base 487 to 2136 and encodes 549 amino acids. The transcript is spliced from 3 exons. The record is from RefSeq and is a predicted model, not a curated record. Gene Ontology annotation, molecular function: pyridoxal phosphate binding; glutamate decarboxylase activity. Gene Ontology annotation, cellular component: cytosol. Gene Ontology annotation, biological process: L-glutamate catabolic process.